AUGAAAACAACUAAUUUAUGGGAUUUUUUACGUUCGUACAUUGGUGAAAAAAAUGAUCAUUAUUUUCUUAAAGCAAUGAAGUAUUAUUAUGGUAAAGGUAAUUUUACUAUUAAGAACGUUACAACAACCCGGGUUAGUAUAGACAUAAAUCUUCAGGAAAACAAUGUCACCAAUGAAACCAAUUCAAUGAUAUGUGAUACAUUCAAGGUAUAUUGUCAAACCUAUUGUUAUACCGAAGGAUUCUUUUUACCUUCACAAUUAAAAAUUAUUAGUAAAGCCGCAAGUGAAGAUAUACUUGACCCGUUAUUUAAAUGUUAUUUGCAUAUGGUGUUUGAAAUUAAACCACCGGAAAGAAGUGAUGAUAUGAACCAGGAUGACAAGCUCAAGGUGGAAAACGCAACCUUAGUGCAUAAUCAAGCGCCAAUAGCAAUUGAUUUUUCUAAAAAUGAGUCACAAGAUUAUCCAAAACAAGUAGAAACAAUGACUCUACAAAAUGAAACAGCGGCAAUAACUGAGGAUAUUCCUAUAAAGGAAAAUGACACUAAAAGGAAAUUACAAGAGCAAUGGUAUAAAGAAUUGAAAAAAUACAAUGACAGAACUUUUGACAUACCAAGUAAGUUCAAUCUUUAUCUAAGAGAAUUCUGGAAAAUCCUUAUCGAAACAGAGAUUGGUAGAGAAUUGAGAGAGAGGGAAAAAGAUAUUGAGAAGUCAUCUAAUCCUCGAAAAGUAAUCGGAAAAAGAUUGAAUCGGUUCGAAAAAAAUGCUCAAGACAAUCAAAUAGAAAUGAUUUAUGAUUCCGCAAUUUUUUAA
Racocetra fulgida is the source of this 810-nucleotide messenger RNA. Lineage: Eukaryota; Fungi; Glomeromycota; Glomeromycetes; Diversisporales; Gigasporaceae. The record is from the annotation of a GenBank genome assembly.